This is a messenger RNA of Setaria italica (foxtail millet), 3201 nucleotides long. Its product is annotated as nuclear poly(A) polymerase 4. Gene Ontology annotation, molecular function: RNA binding; poly(A) RNA polymerase activity. Lineage: Eukaryota; Viridiplantae; Streptophyta; Magnoliopsida; Poales; Poaceae. Bases 456 to 2543 code for a protein of 695 amino acids. The transcript is spliced from 11 exons. Gene Ontology annotation, cellular component: nucleus. The record is from RefSeq and is a predicted model, not a curated record.
GCCGCAGCCGGCGAAGCUUCCCCCUCCCACACGGCUUCUGUCACGCGCCGCCUCCUCCCCUCCGCCGCAAACACGCACGCUGCCCACGCCACCUGUGCGCACAAACCAAUCUCUCCUGCAUCCAGUCCGCCUCCUCUUCCAUUCCUCGCGAUCCUCCUCCUCAGCCGCCGCCGCCGCCGCCGCCCCGGGUAGCGCUGCCCUGCAUUUCUGGGAGGGCUCCGCCUCGCCUGCACCGCCGGGGAACUUUGCGGGCGGAAUUUGGCAGGCUAGUGUCCCGCCAGGAGGCGCGGAUUCCGGUUGGUUUUGAAUCCAGGGGGCACCGAUUGAUUGGGUGAGAGGGCAGGCUCGAUUUAGCGGAUAAUUUUGGGGUUCGUGGCGCGGAUUACUGGUCUCUAGGGAUUUGCUAGCUAGCUUGCUUGGGUCGUGCGGCGCGCGGAGGCGGCUGGGCUGUGUUAAUGGCGGGAUCUGUCGGCGUGGGCAGGGCGGCGGCGCGGUCGUCGCCGAAGCGGUACGCCGGCACGGACCCGCCGUUGUCCCUAGCCGGGCCGACGGUGGCGGAUCUCCAGAGGACGGCCGAGCUAGAGAAGUUUUUGGUUGAAGCUGGCCUUUAUGAGGGGAAGGAGGAGUCUGCGAAGCGGGAAGAGGUGCUGUCGGAGAUUGGUCAGAUAGUCAAGGAAUGGGUGAAGCAGUUGACCAGUAAGAAGGGAUAUGCUGAGCAAUUGGUUGAACGAGCAAAUGCAGUCCUUUUCACUUUUGGGUCUUACAGAUUGGGGGUUCAUGGACCUGGAGCUGAUAUUGAUACCCUUUGUGUUGGACCUUCAUAUGUGAACCGAGAGGAGGAUUUCUUUGUCACACUGCAUGGCAUAUUAGCAGAAAAGGAAGAAGUGACUGAGUUGCAACCUGUACCUGAUGCUCAUGUACCUGUUUUGAAAUUUAAGUUUCGUGGGAUAUCAAUUGACCUUCUCUAUGCUAGCCUCUCUCCUUCAGAAAUACCAGCAGAUUUUGAUAUUUCUCAAGGAUCUGUUCUUUGUGAUGUUGAUGAAGCAACUGUUCGAAGCCUUAAUGGAUGCAGAGUGGCAGAUCAGAUUCUUCGACUUGUUCCAAAUGCUGAGAACUUCCGGACAACACUCAGAUGCUUGAAGUACUGGGCAAAGAGAAGGGGUGUUUAUUCUAAUAUUACUGGUUUCCUUGGGGGUGUCAACUGGGCUCUUCUGGUUGCUCGUGUCUGCCAACUCUAUCCUAAUGCUGUGCCAAGUAUGCUGGUUUCUAGAUUCUUCAGAGUUUUUACCCAGUGGCAAUGGCCAAAUCCAGUGAUGCUAUGUGCGAUUAAGAAUGAUGAUCUUGGUUUUUCUAUAUGGGAUCCACGCAAAAAUCCUCGUGAUAGAAACCAUCUAAUGCCUAUCAUCACUCCAGCCUACCCAUGCAUGAACUCUAGCUACAAUGUUUCAACCAGCACACUGAGGGUUAUAAUGGAGCAGUUUCAGUUUGGCAACAAAAUUUGUCAGGAAAUCGACGUUAAUAAGGCCAAUUGGGAUGCUUUAUUUGAGCCUUUCCAUUUCUUUGAAGCAUAUAGAAAGUUUCUAGUGGUUGACAUAGUUGCAGAGGAUGAUGAUGAUCUUCGGCUUUGGAAGGGAUGGAUUGAGUCUCGUUUGAGACAACUUACUUUGAAGAUUGAGCGGGAUACUAAAGGAAUUCUGCAGUGCCAUCCUUACCCAUGUGAGUAUUCAGAUCCAGCAAUAGAGUGUGCACAUUGUGCCUUCUACAUGGGCUUAUCAAGGAAAGUGGGUUUGAAAAAAUGUGGUCAACAAUUUGAUAUCCGUGGGACAGUAGAUGAAUUUAUGCGUGAAAUUGGCAUGUAUUCAUUGUGGAAGCCUGGGAUGGAUCUGGCUGUCACCCAUGUCCGUAGGGAGCAGGUCCCAUCUUAUGUAUUUGAGCAAGGGUACAAGAAACCCUCCCCUACGAUGCAUGCAAACCAACAAGAACAAUCUGAUGGAGAUGGCACAUUGAGUCCAGAUCUGGGGGUUCAGCUUAAGAGAAAGUACGAUUCUGAUGGAGAUGGCCAUGUGGAACUUCGCAAAUCUGUAAAAAGGGCUUUAGUAAGCCCACCUGGUGAGGAAACCCCACCUCAUCAUGGAAAUAGUGUUAGUAAGGUCCUAUGUGACAGUCCGGUGAAAUUAGUUUCCAGUGCCCUUUUCAGCGGAGCUCAGACUUCUCCAUCACAUGAUGAUAUAACUUUUGAACAAACACAAUUAACUAGUUCAUCACAUGGAUCCGAGGACACCUCAGCAUCAGGCACAAGCUGUGCAGCAAUGGGAGCAGUUGUUUUGGCUGAUGAAUCUAGCAAGCCUGGUAACUUGACAUCUGAUGUUGUAAUUGACACAGUUGAGACAAUGGAAGUGCACACAACUUCAGAAUGUGUGGCUCAGAAGGAUGAAACAAAGCUUGAGGGAAUCAGAAGCUUGACGAGCAGCAAUUGUGCUGAGUUUCUAGAGGGGGAAGUUCUUGCUGAGAACGUGCACUUGAGUGGAGAUGAAGUGAUUUGAAAUGGCAUUUGAGAUAGAGGUUUUGCUUUCUAUACAUUCGCCCUGUCUAAUUAAAUCCCUGUUUUGAUAUGAUCCAAAUUAUGUGUGUUCUUUUGUUUUAUCAUUUUUUAACUGUCCUGAUCUGCAAAGUUGAUGAAAUAUGUGACUCAAUUUGGUUUUGAAAGGUGAUGCAGGCCUAAAACUGAAUAGAGCUCAAAGAGGCUAGAAAGUGGAGAGGCAUGACUUCAUUCAGAUGCUGUUAACGGUACAAGAAGGGACCAAUGGCUGCUGGUUGCUGGAUGGAAGUUGAGUUUGAUGUAUGUGGUCGGUAAGUUUGGUGGUGGUGAUGAUUGUUUUUGCACGUUGAAGGUGGCAUUAAUCUUGCAGCGGCUAUAACUGGGAAAAACGAUCGAGUUUCGAGAAGGAUGAAGGUGAGGCACCACAGCUGAGAACCAUGGAGGACAUGCAUGUGCAUCACUCGCAUUAAGGAACCAUUUAGGUGGAACUGAGAGGGCUCAAUAUUUGCAGAAAAAUUAUGAGUCUAGUGCUCUAGGCACUACAGUUAUUUGUGCAUUAUUUAUUCAUGUACGCCAAGUACCUACAAAAUUCAAAGGAAUUCAUAAGUUUUGGCCUACUUCAUUGUCCCUGCAGUAUCAUGUUGACAAUAAUUUCUCCGUCG